CCUUGCAUUGGCAGGCUGAUGGUGACACGUGCCUCCUCCUCGCCACCCCCAGGCUUCACCGUACCGCAUUGGCAUCAGUAACGGUGACGGAAAACCAACUGUGGAAGCGCUGCCGCUACCUUUCGGAACAAACGGUCCGAUUAUUAAUAUUAGAAAGUGCGCCUGAGCAUUUGCGUAAAGCUUUCCGCAACCGUUGUCGAUUGUCCAAAUCGUUCUCUGGCGUUUCGUCAACCAUACAAGAGGGUGCGAUAGCAAGAUGCAGAGAGCAGGCUCCGACGUCUGAAGGUGACAUGAACCUGAGGAUUAACAAGUACAGCAGGCGUACCUUGAACAAGAAGUGGAGAUAGCAACUGAAGACCAUCGUGGCUUCGAACUCGCAACUUUCGUAGUUUAGUCUAUGUAAAGAAGGAAGGAGUUUGAUCAAAAAUAAGUCAUUACUUUGGAAUAAUAUUAUAGGUCUGAAGAAAAAAAAGAAAGAAGAAAAAGUUACAUUAAACAAAGCAAAAUGGCUACUUUAAUCAAAAGCAAAAUUUCCAAUAAACUGUCCAAUGCAGCAACCACGGUGUCGAACAAAUCUCAGGCGAAGGUGAGCGGAAUGUUCGCGAGAAUGGGCUUCCAGGCCGCCACCAACGAAGAGGCGGUGGGCUUCGCCGCGUGCGAUGAUUUGGACUACGAUCACCGGCAAGGGAUGCAAAUGGACAUCAUGACCAAUGAUGAGAUGGGUGAGGGGAGCGGGGAGAUAGGUUUAGAUGGAGUGGAUGGGGACACCCGAUACCAGAGAGAUGGCACUGGACCCCCACCUUCAGCGUCCAAAGACAGUGGUCUUUGUAAGGAAUUAGCAGACGAUAGACCAAAAAUCACCGUUUGGGAGGCGGGAUGGAACGUCACAAAUGCAAUCCAGGGGAUGUUUGUUCUCGGUUUACCGUACGCUAUUCUGCACGGGGGGUACCUUGGACUGUUUCUCAUCAUUUUCGCCGCUGUGGUGUGUUGUUACACCGGGAAAAUCCUCAUCGCUUGCCUGUACGAGGAAAACGAAGACGGUCAGCUCGUGCGCGUGAGAGACUCAUACGUGGACAUUGCCAACGCCUGUUGUGCGCCAAGAUUUCCAGCACUUGGCGGCCAUAUUGUGAAUGUAGCCCAAAUCAUAGAGCUCGUGAUGACCUGUAUCCUGUACGUUGUUGUUAGUGGUAACCUGAUGUACAACAGUUUCCCAAAUAUGCCGAUCUCACAGAAGUCUUGGGCCAUCAUGGCCACCGCUGCCCUGCUACCCUGCGCCUUCCUCAAGAACCUGAAAGCAGUGUCUAAGUUCAGCUUGCUCUGCACAAUGGCCCAUUUUGUCAUCAACAUCCUUGUAAUAGCCUACUGCCUUUCUAGAGCAAGAGAUUGGGCUUGGGACAAAGUCAAGUUUUACAUCGACGUCAAGAAGUUCCCCAUUUCCAUCGGUAUCAUCGUGUUCAGCUACACGUCUCAGAUCUUCUUACCCUCUCUGGAGGGAAACAUGAAUAAACCCAGCGAGUUCCACUGCAUGAUGAACUGGACCCACAUCUCCGCGUGCAUCCUCAAAGGCCUGUUUGCUCUCGUGGCUUACCUGACCUGGGCAGACGCAACCAAGGAGGUCAUCACUGACAACCUACCGUCCACCAUCCGAGCUGUCGUAAAUAUUUUCUUAGUGGCCAAAGCUUUGCUGUCAUACCCUUUGCCAUUCUUUGCUGCAGUCGAGGUGCUGGAGAAGUCUUUUUUCCAGGAUGGUGGACGCGCGGUUUUCCCCGAUUGCUACGGCGGCGAUGGACGCCUGAAAUCAUGGGGCCUCAGCUUGCGCUGUGGCCUCGUGGUUUUCACUCUGCUGAUGGCGAUAUAUGUGCCGCAUUUUGCCCUUCUCAUGGGUCUCACGGGCAGCCUGACGGGCGCAGGGCUGUGUUUCCUCCUCCCCAGCCUCUUCCACCUCCGGCUCUUAUGGAGAAAGCUGCUUUGGCACCACGUGUUCUUUGAUGUCGCCAUAUUUGUAAUAGGAGGAAUAUGCAGCAUAUCCGGUUUCAUUCAUUCCAUGGAGGGGCUUGUAGAGGCCUAUAAGUAUAACCUACAUGAUUAGACGCUCUAAACGUCGGCCGGAAAUAGAUGUUACUGCACACCCUUAUAGUGAUUAAUUCAACCCCAAUGAGCUCCCAUGCUUACAGAAUCCAUACGUAAUAAAUGGUGCGCGCCCCAAACGCAGCAUAUAUUCGCGCGCUCACUCUUGCACACACGCACACAAACUUACACACACACAUAGCCAAGAGAAAGAGCUCGAGUGUCUUACACAAGAUGGACUAUUACAUGAAGUGCACGCAUAUGACAACUAAUUGCAUUUUCCAUAUUUUUCUGUGGAGUGAAGGUUUACAACAUAGAUCGACCUUAAAUUAAAUUGCAAAAUGCGCAAUUUAUCUGUUCAUCGCUCUUGUGGGAGUCAUUUCAUUUGACAUUCAAGUUUGUGAUUUUGGACAACAAUUCGACGGUAUAAUGUGAUGAAAUCGUAAAUAAGAUAUUUAUUUGAUGCCACUUUCUUCUUCUCGAUGAUUUGCAAUAUUUUAACGGGCAAUGAAUGUGAUGGUUAACACAUAAUCUUAUUGUGGACUACAAUAAUGGCAACUAACAUGAUGGCAAUUAACAACAGGAGAACAUAAUGUAUUUGUGAAAGGGACAAGCGUCAAAAAUGUAGACGUUUAUUAGCCGACUGUCUAACAAAAGACCCUGGACCAGAUAUGAACAACCCACCCAAGCACUAAUUUGGAUUGGACGCAAAUAUGAUGGUAUAAUUAUAAAAAAAUACAAAAACUAUGCAUUGAAUGUAUUAUAUCCAGACACAUAAAAUACACAACCUCUAAAUGGUAGGUGCAGAGAAAAACUCACGAGCUGCUGCAGCUGAAUCCACAGUGUUAGCGGCAAAUUAAUCAAAAACAGGCCCAUCACGGUUCAAACACCGUUUGACCGAUAGUAGGAUUUUUGAGACGGUGUCCUGGACACGAGGUGACACGGCCCAAACCUUAAUAAUCCUUUCCCCAGUAAAUAGGGAUUUGAAAAUAUUGCCUCAUCAACAGAUUAUCAGCAUCACUUAACUAUGCCGCAUUCAAUUCAAGCCUUUCUUCAAAAUGGGUUCCGUAUUUAAGCAUUUGAUCUGAAGUCUUCUAAAUUGGCAUUGAUUUAAUGAUGAUUCAAUGUCGGGAAUUCUAGUGUUUGAAACAUAAGAUAAUAAGAGAUCAUUAAAGAAGAAAAUGUGCAUAAAGAACAUUGUUAGCAUUCUGUGCAUUCCAACGGGUUCUGUGGAAAUGUUAAAACCGUAUGUGUAGUGUUAUUGUGGUUUCAAAAAGAUGGAAUGUAUAUCUCAAAAAUCGUUAUCAUAUAUCGUGAAAAUGAAUAUUAAAGAAUAAAGAAAUAAGUGACAUUAUAUUGUAAAAAUGUGUGUGAU
This is a messenger RNA of Hypomesus transpacificus, 3442 nucleotides long. It is a transcript of the gene slc32a1, whose product is annotated as solute carrier family 32 member 1. NCBI's taxonomy places the organism in Eukaryota, Metazoa, Chordata, Actinopteri, Osmeriformes, Osmeridae. The record is from RefSeq and is a predicted model, not a curated record. Gene Ontology annotation, biological process: amino acid transmembrane transport. Gene Ontology annotation, cellular component: vacuolar membrane. The coding region runs from base 506 to 2089 and encodes 527 amino acids. Gene Ontology annotation, molecular function: amino acid transmembrane transporter activity. The transcript has 2 exons.